Molecule: messenger RNA, 2989 nt
Organism: Durio zibethinus
Lineage: Eukaryota; Viridiplantae; Streptophyta; Magnoliopsida; Malvales; Malvaceae
Product: protein CLAVATA3 INSENSITIVE RECEPTOR KINASE 6-like
Biological process (GO): protein phosphorylation
Molecular function (GO): protein kinase activity; protein binding; ATP binding
Source: RefSeq, a predicted model, not a curated record
UACUAAUAAGUAUUAUAAAGCAAAAUAGGAGAUGGAAUUUUCUGACUAAUUUUUUUUUAAACAGAAAAUGGUCAACCUGAGGGAAUGUUGGAUUCCCCACAGGCCACAGUGGAAGGUUAGCAAAUCCAAUCAAAGCAAUCCCAAAACUUGUUCUUUCUAUCUGACACGAAAAACCUGCCUAACCCCACCUAGUAAACAAAAAUUAAAAAUUGAUUAGGAAUCUAAUUACACUAAAAUAUACAGUGCUUAACAGUUAAUAAUGGGGUAUUAAAUGGAUGAUUAAAAGAAAAUUUUCUUUAUCAAAUCAGCUUUUGAUGUUAUCUAGAUUUGGUGAAUGUUAGCUUUUAUAUAUUCUUUCUUCUCUGCUUUUCAUUGAACCAGUGACAGGCAUGUUACUUCUCUCCUAGUGGCUUUUUUUUAAACUAUCAGUCUCUGGUUUUCCUUGGCUCCUGGACAGGAAGAUGAGAGUGAGUGGAGAUUCUAUUCUUUUAUAGGAACCAUGGGUACUGUCACUGCUUGAUGUAAACAUUGCAAAACAACAACACAAUCCUACUUGAGCAUUACUUCAGUUUGAAUCUUUUCUUACAAAACUUCUACCAGCUCCUUACUGCUUCCUAGUGCCCUUCAUACAAAAGAAGCUUGUUUUUUUUUUUUUUUUCUUUUACCUUGCUUUCUUGGAGCUCCAAUUACUGAAGCAAUGGAAUUCAGGAAAGAGAAGUUUGCUUUGAGUUGUGUUGCCUUGCUCUGCUUGUGGACUUCUGCAUGUGGAUUGCUUUCACCAAAAGGUGUUAACUUUGAAGUGCAAGCUUUAAUGGGCAUAAAAGCUUUUCUGGUUGAUCCUCAUGGGGCUCUUGACAAUUGGGAUGACGCUGCUGUUGAUCCAUGCAGCUGGGAUAUGGUCACUUGCUCUUCUGAUGGUCUAGUCGUUGGCCUAGGAGCUCCAAGCCAGAAUUUGUCUGGUACUCUUGCCCCUACCAUCGGAAACUUGACAAAUCUCCAGCUUGUGCUCCUACAGAAUAACAAUAUAUCAGGAAAUAUAACAUCGGAAUUAGGGAAGCUGCCGAAGCUUCAAACACUUGAUCUUUCCAACAACAACUUCUCCGGUCAAAUUCCCGGCACUCUAACCCAUUUAAAAAGCCUGCAAUACCUGAGGCUGAAUAAUAACAGUCUCUCAGGAGCAAUACCUUCCGCCUUGGCAAACAUGACUCAGCUCACUUUCCUGGACUUGUCUUUCAAUAAUUUGAGUGGUCCAAUGCCAGGGUUGCUUGCAAAAACAUUCAACAUUAUCGGAAACCCAUUGAUCUGUUCCGCGGGGACUGAGCAAGACUGCUCCAGAACAAGACCAAUGCCAAUGUCUUUUUCCUUAAACAAUUCUCAAAACUCACAACUUUCUGGACGAUCCAAGAGACACAAAAUUGCUUUAGCCUUUGGCUCAAGCCUAGGCUGCAUCUGCCUACUUAUUCUUGGCUUUGGUUUCCUUCUUUGGUGGAGGCAAAGACAUAACCAGCAAAUAUUCUUUGAUGUUAACGAACAACAUCAAGAAGAAGUUUGCCUUGGAAACUUGAAGAGGUUCCAUUUCAAGGAACUUCAGGUAGCUACUAACAACUUCAGUAGCAAGAACUUAGUUGGAAAAGGAGGUUUUGGAAAUGUAUAUAAAGGGUAUCUCCAGGAUGGAGCAGUAGUAGCCGUAAAAAGGCUUAAAGAUGGAAAUGCCAUUGGAGGUGAAAUCCAAUUUCAAACUGAAGUUGAGAUGAUAAGCCUAGCAGUUCACCGCAACCUCCUUCGGCUCUACGGAUUUUGCAUGACAGCAACGGAGAGACUUUUAGUUUACCCCUACAUGUCCAAUGGAAGUGUUACAACUCGCCUCAAAGCCAAACCAGCCUUGGAUUGGGGGACAAGGAAAAGAAUUGCUUUAGGAGCAGCUAGGGGCUUAUUGUACUUGCACGAGCAGUGUGACCCAAAGAUAAUUCACAGGGAUGUUAAGGCAGCAAAUAUACUUCUUGAUGAUUACUGUGAGGCCAUAGUUGGAGAUUUUGGAUUGGCAAAGUUUUUGGAUCACCGGGAUUCACAUGUUACAACAGCUGUGAGGGGCACUGUGGGACAUAUAGCCCCGGAAUAUCUAUCAACUGGGCAGUCCUCUGAGAAAACAGAUGUUUUUGGGUUUGGUAUUCUUUUAUUUGAGCUGAUAUCUGGACUGAGGGCUCUCGAAUUCGGGAAGACGGCUAACCAGAAAGGAGCCAUGCUUGACUGGGUAAGAAAAAUUCACCAAGAAAAGAAACUUGAGAUGCUAGUUGACAAGGAUCUGAAGAACAACUAUGAUAGGAAUGAGCUUGAAGAAAUGGUUCAGGUGGCACUUUUAUGCACUCAAUACCUUCCAAGUCAUAGACCCAAGAUGUCAGAAGUGGUUCGGAUGCUAGAAGGUGAUGGACUUGCUGAGAAGUGGGAAGCAUCUCAGAGAGCUGAAGCAACCAGGUCAAGAGCCAAUGAAUUCUCCUCUUCAGAGAGAUACUCUGAUCUUACCGAUGACUCUUCCUUGCUGGUUCAAGCAAUGGAGCUCUCCGGACCAAGAUGAGAUGCACCUUUGAAAGGGGAGAAAGAAUCAUAAAUUGUCUAAAAGAAAAAGCUUAAAACGAAUCUCAUGAGCCAUGACAGGAACGUGUUGAAAUGAACGUUUGUAUAGUAUCGUAAUACUGGAAACUCUAAAUCUGUCUCAUUUCUGAUUGUAAAGAUUUGGAUUCAAGCAAAAAUUGACAAAUUUAGGUUGAGUGUUACAUUUUCUGCUUCUGGUGAGUGAAGAAUUUUUCUGGAGAUGUUUUACUGUGAGUUACUUGUAAUAAAAAUCCUAUUCAAAUGAAUCUGUUUGCUCCUAAAAUUUAAUGCAGCCGUGGACAGGAAGUUUAAAGAGUUAUCAGUGGUACUUAUCACUAUCCCAAAUUUCAAGUUUUACACACAACAGUAAGUUCAUAUAUGUGCAUGUAUCUAUGCAUGC